CUACUCGUAUUCAUUUGCAAUGCACUGAAGAAAGAAGACAUUUACGAUUUAUAGUUAGUAUUAUUGAAAGUAAUCUUAUUCGUCUGUGUUUAGCUGACCAUAGGUUUUAUACUUGUCAUCUUUUUUAAUAAUCAAAUUACUUCACACUUCAUUUUAUGAUAAUUAUUUUAUUUCAGAUGUAAAUUUGUACUGAUUACUAUUCAUCUGUUCCAAGCUUACGCAUCUUUGUUAUCAUACACUCAAUCAACCGCAAAGAAACACUUAUGCCAAUAGCUAAUUCUCGACUAGAACGUUUACAAUUGAAAAAACUUCUUCAGUGUGUAAAUAAUAAAGAUGUGGAUCAGAUAAGAAAGUUGGUUGAACAUGGAGUACCAAAUAUUAUCAAUUACAAUGAUCCAGAUAAUGGACUGACAGCGGUAAUUUCUGCUGUCAAAUCUGAUGAUAUUCAAAUGAUUCAACUACUUUUCUCUCUCGGUGCAUGUACAGAUAUAGUAGAUUUCGAUGGUAAAACAGCUUUGAUGACAGCAAUUGAAAUUGGAAAUGAUAAAAUUGUAAAGAUAUUAUUAGAUAAAGGCGCUAACAAGAAUGCAAGUGACUUCAAUGAAAAGAAUGCUUUAUUUUACUGCAUAUCACCGACAAACUCGCAUUUUAAAUGUCUUAAUUUAAUAUUGGAUAAAAAUAUGCUAAUUGAUAAACAGGAUGUUAAUGGACAAACAGCAUUGUACAGUGCAUGUAAAAAGUCGGUUGAAAAUGAGAAGUUUAUUCUUGAAUUACUGGAUAAUGGUGCCAAUCCAAACAUUCGUUCUAAAAACGGAAGAACUCCAUUCAUUGAAGCCUGUGGAUCAGGUAAUAGUAAAGUAGUUGCUGCAGCAUUACGAGCUGGAGCUGAUCUCAAUGCCUUCGAUAGUAGAAAACAAACUGGAGCACACUUAGCUGCUAAAAAUGGUCAUUUAAAAGUACUUUUUGUACUCUCUGCUUUUGGCUUUGAUUUUAAUGAUGUUGACAUUGAUGGCAAUAAUGCAUUACAUAUGGCCGCUGCAGUGGAUGAAAUGUGUUGUAAAUUUCUUGGGCAAAGAGGUUGUGAUGCUAAAGUAAAAAAUACAAAUGGAAAACUACCACGAAAUAUUGCUACUGAUGAAGGUAAAAAAUUGUGUGUAAAAGAAUUGCGUAAACUUGAACGUUUAACAAGUAGAACAACUGUGAAAAAUACAGAAUCUUGGGCAAUACGAUUAUACGAUUGGUCUAUUGUUUACGAAAGCGAUCUUAGGGAAAGAUUUACUGAGAUUGCACAAAGAUUAACUAGUGAAUUAGAAGUAAAAAGUGAAUCAAGAGAAUCUAAUAUAAGUGAUUCACAAGAUUUGGGAAGUAGAAAUGAUUUCCAAGCAAGUGAAAACAGUUUAAUCACAGCGGUUGGUGAUAACGCAUCGGUUAAAUUACAAUCUGACCGAUCAAAUUCCAAAAGAAGUACUAGUCGACGAAGGAAACGUUCUAAGCAUCGUAGUACAAGUCGUUCUAAGAGUAGAAAACCACUCAUAAAAAGAAUUCCAGUAGAAGAGUUUGCAUCAGUGAUUGCUUCAUUCAAUGCACCAAUAAAUGAAGAUAUUAUUAAAAAAAUAUUAACCUUACAUGAGAAAAAUUCGGAUGGCUGUAUUGACUGGGAGGAAUUUUUGACGGGGAAAAAAUACUUAAACAAGAACUACCUGCUUUCAGCUUUCGAAAAGAAGAAAGGGAAGAAGAAGAAAAAGAGAGGCGGUAAAGGUGGAAAACGUAGGAAAAUACCUAUGGAUAUUUGUAUGUUACCCCCAGAGGCAAUUUAUCGACGAGCUGACGGUGGACCGCCUAUCAUGUACAUCCCUAAACAGAUUCACCACACCGACAUAAGUCGUUUUGAUGCUGAUCAUCCACCCAUAAACCCUUUUCAAGAUGAUUCUGCUUGGUAUUUAGAUACACCAAGACGUCAGUACAUAAGUUUUCAUGCUGCAGCUUUACAUAAUGACUUGGAUUCUAUUCGAUUGGCUUUAUCUGAAGGAUAUAAUAUUGAUACGAGAGAUAAAUUCUACAAAACACCUUUAAUGGUUGCUGCUCAUCAUGGGAAUUUAGAUGCAGCUAUUGAACUUAUUAAACUAGGAGCAGACGUAAAUGCACGUGAUAAUUUCCGUUGGACACCAUUACAUCAUGCAGCUCAUUCAGGAAUGAUUGAUAUGGUUGAAUUACUACUGAAUAAUGGUGCAAUACUCGAAGCUAAAGCAAUGAAUGGUGCAACACCACUCUUUCGCGCUAUCGAGUGCUCGAGACUCAAUGUAGUAGAUUAUUUCUUAUCUAAAGGAUCAAAGCUAUUUGUAGAAACACGUAAAGGUGAGAAUCCAUAUGUUGUAGCACUGAACUGGUCUGAUCCAAGAGUAAUAGAACAUGUACAUGAUAAAUGGGAGUUAACUCAAGAAACGGCUGAAAAACAGAAGAAACAAGGCAGUGCUAAACGUAAACGACCGGGUACAGCUAGAUCAACUACUUCAAGCAAACGUGCACAAUCCUCUAGCAGAAAAUUCUCUCCGCCAGAUAAUCUACCUGGUUUAUAUCCUGAUUUAAUAAAUAAACCUUUUCAUCUAUCCAACUUAAUUAGGCAUACACGUUCAUUAGAAAAAACGCUAAGUUCCCAAGAUAUACGUAUAUGUCCUCGUUAUCCCUGGCUGCCACAACCUAAUCGUGAAGAAAGACUAGCAAAGUUAGCUGAAGCACGUGAACGAUAUGGUUGGGAUCACGGUCUGCCUGGUGUUCCAUCACAACCAUUUGACAGACAUUUAGCUAGUCGUUUUCAAGAGAUUGAAGUUGACCUACAACAGUAGUUACAUUGUCUUCCUGCU
Molecule: messenger RNA, 2861 nt
Organism: Trichobilharzia szidati
Lineage: Eukaryota; Metazoa; Platyhelminthes; Trematoda; Strigeidida; Schistosomatidae
Source: the annotation of a GenBank genome assembly